AUCAGACUGCAAUUGCGCACAUAGCUGGCCAGCCAGAGCCUGCUGGAACCCUUGCUUGACUUUCUAUGGCUCGAUCCAGAAAAUCCAAGCACGCAUCAACGCGACAGCGACCCGAGCUGAGCCGAGGCGCCCCGCCUCAUCUCACCUUGCCUCUUUCGUCCUCAUCUUGAUCGGCCUCUCCGUGAAGGAAGCCAAGACCAAGACUCUCUCUCCUCCCUUCCCGCUGUAAUUUAAGCUCCCUUGCCCUGCCCCUCCAUUUCUACCCCUAGUUUCAUUGCGGUGCUCUUGGACGAACAAGCAGUUUGGUCCUUCCUUGUCGAAUCGUGUUCUACUGUUCUCUCUCUACUCCCGUUUCGGCUUCUCAGAUUCCUAGGCUGGUAGGUACUCCUUAUGGGGAGGGCCGCAGCCGUGGCGGCAGCUAUGAUGGUGCUCUUGCUGCUCUCUACAGCCUCACAUGGAACACGGAGAGAACCCAGUGUCAAGAACAGUGGCCAGGCACCAUUUGUUUUUAACUAUACUCUAGCUAAGACAAUUGUGGAAUAUGCUUCAGCUGUGUAUAUGACGGAUCUAACAGCUCUAUAUACAUGGACAUGCUCAAGAUGCAAUGACUUGGUUCAAGGGUUUGAGGUUAGAUGUAUAAUUGUUGAUGUCCAGAACUGCUUGCAGGCAUUCAUUGGUGUUGAUCAUAAUCUCAAUGCUAUCGUUGUUGCAAUCAGGGGAACUCAAGUGAACAGUGUGCAGAACUGGAUUAAGGACUUGGUAUGGAAGCAGGUUAAUUUCAACUAUCCAAACAUGCCCAAUGCAAAGGUCCACACUGGAUUUUACUCCACUUACAAUAAUACACUUUUACGCCCAGCUAUCACAAAUGCUGUUCGCAAAGCAAGGAAAUUAUACGGAGAUAUCAGCAUAAUAGUUACAGGGCAUUCUAUGGGUGGAGCGAUGGCUUCUUUUUGUGCACUUGAUCUUGCUAUCAGGCUUGGAAGUGACAAUGUUCAUCUCAUGACUUUUGGGCAACCACGUAUUGGCAAUGCUGUUUUUGCCUCAUACUUUGCCAAAUAUGUACCCAACACAAUUCGAGUGACCCAUGAGCAUGAUAUUGUGCCUCAUUUGCCCCCUUAUUUCUUCUUCCUCCCACACCUGACAUACCGCCACUUCCCUAGAGAGGUAUGGGAGCAUGACGUUGAUGGCAACAAAACCUUUCAAGUCUGCGAUGGCAGCGGCGAAGAUCCGAACUGUAGCAGGAGUGUGUUUGCGUUGUUCUUGAGCGCCACAGACCAUCUGACCUACAUGGGUGUCGAGAUAGCAGCAGAUGACUGGAGCACCUGCAGAAUUGUCAUGGCGCAAAGCGUCGAGCGACUCCGGUCGAAUCUUGCGGGCAACGCUAUCGCGCCAAAGAACCCUGUGGAUGUCGUCAUUGUAGAUCAUGCUGUGCAGAUUGGUAGAAGCAGUUCCAGCUAGUCAUUCUUUGCACAUUCAGUCUGGUGCUGUAUAUAGUGUUUGUUAGAAUUUCCACGGUUUCAUUCUUUCAGCCAAUAGGAUAAUUUCAUUUAUUUGUUCUGGCUAUGGUGGAUAUGUGGUUCAUUCAUGUGUAGCUUGUGAAUUUAGAGAGCAGUGCAUGUAAAUAAAUACUGAAGUGUCAUAGCGACUGAAGUAGCCUGAAAGACCAAUCUGGGUGGUGAUGAUUUAUUUUAUUUUUAAAAA
Messenger RNA from Brachypodium distachyon (stiff brome), 1701 nucleotides. RefSeq names its product lipase. Gene Ontology annotation, biological process: lipid metabolic process. The coding region runs from base 391 to 1458 and encodes 355 amino acids. Lineage: Eukaryota; Viridiplantae; Streptophyta; Magnoliopsida; Poales; Poaceae. The record is from RefSeq and is a predicted model, not a curated record. The transcript has 10 exons.